AAACCAUCAUCUGACUUGGAUGCCCCUCUCUAUGAUGCCCUCAAGAAAAAUUUGGUUGACUAUAUCAUCCCUUCUAAACUUUCAUGGCAAGACCCGGAGACAAAUAUGGUUUUAAGUGAUGAGUCAGUUGUGGUAAAAAAAUUAAGUCAAAGGCAAAAACGUGCUUUCAUGGAGCCUUGUGAAAAAUGA
Paraglomus brasilianum is the source of this 189-nucleotide messenger RNA. NCBI's taxonomy places the organism in Eukaryota, Fungi, Glomeromycota, Glomeromycetes, Paraglomerales, Paraglomeraceae. The record is from the annotation of a GenBank genome assembly.